Molecule: messenger RNA, 4365 nt
Organism: Callithrix jacchus (white-tufted-ear marmoset)
Lineage: Eukaryota; Metazoa; Chordata; Mammalia; Primates; Cebidae
Gene: OR4K2
Product: olfactory receptor family 4 subfamily K member 2
Biological process (GO): G protein-coupled receptor signaling pathway
Cellular component (GO): membrane
Molecular function (GO): olfactory receptor activity; G protein-coupled receptor activity
Source: RefSeq, a predicted model, not a curated record
AUAAAUCAAGACAAUGGCUGUGGCCAAUAAGUCUAUCAUGUCUGAAUUUGUUUUACUGGGGCUCUCUAAUUCCUGGGAACUACAGAUGUUUUACUUUAUGGUAUUUUCAUUGUUUUACGUGGCAACAAUGGUGGGUAACAGCCUCAUAGUCAUCACAGUUAUAGUAGACCCUCACCUACACUCUCCUAUGUAUUUCCUGCUUGCCAAUCUUUCAAUCAUUGAUAUGUCUCUUGCUUCUUUUGCCACCCCGAAGAUGAUUACAGAUUACCUAACAGGCCACAAAAUUAUCUCUUUCAGUGACUGCCUUACCCAGAUAUUCUUUCUCCACCUUUUCACUGGCACUGAGAUCAUCUUACUCAUGGCCAUGUCCUUUGAUAGGUAUAUUGCAAUAUGCAAGCCCCUGCACUAUGCUUCAAUCAUUAGUCCCCAGGUGUGUGUUGCUCUCGUGGCAGCUUCCUGGAUUGUGGGAAUCAUGCAUUCAAUGAGUCAGGUCAUAUUUGCUCUCAUGUUACCAUUCUGUGGUCCCAAUGAAGUAGACAGCUUUUUUUGUGACCUUCCGGUGGUGUUCCAGCUGGCUUGUGUAGAUAAUUAUGUUCUGGGCUUCUUUAUGAUCUCAACAAGUGGCAUAAUUGCUUUGUCCUGCUUUAUUGUUUUAUUUGAUUCAUAUGUUACUGUCCUGGUUACUUUGAAGCAUCAUUCUUCCAGAGGAUCGUCUAAGGCCCUUUCUACUUGUACAGCUCAUUUCAUUGUUGUCUUCUUAUUCUUUGGGCCAUGCAUCUUCAUCUACAUGUGGCCACUAAGCAGCCUUCUCAUAGACAAGAUUCUGUCUGUGUUUUAUACCAUCUUUACACCCAUUUUGAACCCAGUAAUCUAUACUCUGAGGAAUCAAGAAGUAAAGACAGCCAUGAAGAAACUGAAAAAUAGGUUUAUAUAUUUUAAUAAGGCAAUGCCUUCUCAUUAUUUUUCAUCUUAUCUUUUAGUUCUACUUAACUUCUAGGUUUUACCUUUAAGGCAUUAAGUGUCACAGUUUUUGUGACACAGAACAUUAGUCACAAUGCUGUGUUAGGCUCUUCUUUCUAGAGAGUUCUUAUCAAAUUGUAAUUGCCGAGACUUUGUGAGGGCUCAAGGUCAGUGAAUGUUGAAACUAUUCUCAUGAAGAUGAAUGUGUUUGAAAUACAUUUGAAAUUUCAGAAAAGCAAAUUAAUGAGAAUAAUUUAUUCCAGAAACAAAGACUAUAAAAAUUUCAAGAGGGACAGUUCCAGUUAGAACAUUCAAUAUCCAUAAUCAAUUUAUUAGAAAAAAGGACCAAGGAAUGAGAGGAAGAAACAUAGAUUAAAGCAGAACUAGGAGAUAAUGACAAUUACACACAGUUAGAAAUUGAGUCAUUCCUUGAGAUGCUUCUAAAGUGUGAUAAACUAGUGAGAUUCUAUAAUUCUUAGGAACUCCAUACAGAAAAGCAAUAAUUUUUGACAUACUUUCCCAAGCCACUCCUACUUAACAUUUAAACCAGUUUGUAAUCUCUUCUAUUAAAGAAAACUCUAGAUAUAUUUUUAUUAUAAAUGUUGAUGUCCAUAAAAAUGCUGUAAGUGUAGCAGUCUUUACCAAUCGCUUUUAGUUCAUCAUCAAAGCAAUACAAUCAUGAUAUUUCUUUCUUAUAAUGCAGAAUUGAGUAGAGAGGUGGGAGUAUUCUGCAAAUCAGAAAGUAUUAUGUAAUGAGUUGCAGAGCAGUACACUUUGUUUUGUAUGGACACUAUCGUUACUUAAUUCCCAAGAAGUUAAAGUUAGAAUUAACAGACACAGCUUAUAAUGGUUAAAUUUAUAGAAAGUCCAUGCUUUCAUUUUAAAGUGUUAUAUUGCUUUGCAUUUUGGUUACUUUUUUCUUGAAAUAUUUGUAUGUAAAAAUAAGAAGUCUGCAUUUAGUAAUAUACUGUCAAUGUAAUAAGCAUGUUUUUGUACACAAAUAGGUUUUGUUACUAUUAUAAAUAAGCCUGGUAGGGUCAAUGUUAGAUUUAAUGUAUGCAAAUUAUCACUACCACCUGCUGCUGGUACUUACUGGAAUUGCAAGUGUGAAAGAAACAUAAUUCUGUAUAUCCCUGCUUUGCAAAUCUUUAAAUAAUGGCAAACAAAUAACAUGAGUUAACUGUUAUUUGGAAUUUUCUUUUUUUUUAAAUUGCAUUUUAGGUUUUGGGGUACAUGUGCAGAACAUGCAAGACAGUUGCAUAGGUACACACAUGGCAGUGUGUUUUGCUUCCUUUCUCCCCUUCACCCACAUUUGGCAUUUCUCCCCAGGCUAUCCCUCCCCACCUCCCCCUCCCGCUAGCCCUCCCCUUUUCCCCCCAAUAGACCCCAGUGUUUAGUACUCCCCUCCCUGUGUCCAUGUGUUCUCAUUUUUCAUCACCUGCCUAUGAGUGAGAAUAUGCGGUAUUUCAUUUUCUGUUCUUGUGUCAGUUUGCUGAGAAUGAUGUUCUCCAGAUUCAUCCAUGUCCCUACAAAUAACACAAACUCAUCAUUUCUAAUUGCUGCAUAAUAUUCCAUGGUGCAUAUGUGCCACAUUUUCCCAAUCCAGUCUAUCAUCGAUGGGCAUUUGGGUUGGUUCCAGGUCUUUGCUAUUGUAAACAGUGCUGCAAUGAAUAUUCGUGUACAUGUGUCCUUAUAGUAGAACGAUUUAUAGUCCUUUGGAUAUAUACCCAGUAAUGACAUUGCUGGGUCAAAUGGAAUUUCUAUUUCUAAGGCCUUGAGGAAUCGCCACACUGUCUUCCAAAUGGUUGAACUAAUUUACACUCCCACCAACAGUGUAAAAGUGUUCCUAUUUCUCCACAUCCUCUCCAGCAUCUGUUGUCUCCAGAUUUUUUAAUGAUCGCCAUUCUAACUGGAGUGAGAUGGUAUCUCAAUGUGGUUUUGAUUUGCAUCUCUCUGAUGACCAGUGAUGAUGAGCAUUUUUCUAAAUGAUAUUGAUAAAAUAUAGUGUCCUAUAUAUGAUCCAAUAUGUAUCCACAAAUGGAAAGAUAUGUUGCAACCACAGUAUUUGAUAAUAUCAGGUUGUUAUUUUCUGGUAUGAUUGAAUAAAUGGAGAAGAAAAAAUUCAUUAAUUACCAUUUAUGAGAGACAAAACAGAACAUUCUUAGAUGUUCAUUUUAAGCAAAAUUAGAAAAGGAAUGUAUUUUUCUUCAUCGGUUUGUGUUUUUUUUUCUUCAUUAAGGUACUAAAAAUAAGGAACAAAUUUACAGCUUGAAAGUCUGAUAUUGUGUUUAAAGUCCGAGUAGCUUUGAAAUUAUUAGAUAAUAAUGUCUACGAUAUUAACAUAAAAUAAAACAUCCUCAUGUAAGCAUAAAUUUAGCAUAAUUCUAUUUUAAAUAGAGAAACAAAUAGGCCAAUUUAGGUUUUAAGUGUGAAUUUUCUCUUAGUUGCUGUUAUAUGUACAAAUAUGUUCAGAUUCAAGGACCUUGUUUAUGUAGAAUGUUUUACCUGGUGUUUAAAAAAUACUCAAAAUAAUUCUUUCAGUUUAUAUAUUUAUUUGUCCAGGAAAUAUUUUCAAAACUGUACCGCUUUUUGCAAUAUAAAACUGUGGAAUCUUUUGGAAGAGAUGCUAUUGAUUUUCAGUACUUUUGUGGAGAAUUCUAAAACUCAAGAACAUUUGCCAACAUACCCUCAAAGGUGGAGCUAUAAGGCUAGUCAAUAAUGUGAUUGAAUAGUUGGAUUGAUAGUAAAUUUCUGUGGCAGAUAAAAAGGAUUACAGAAAGCCACAGGAGGACUACCAUGUAUAAAUGGAAAUGUCUACUCAUUUCUUGGUGGCUUAGUGUGAGGAGUCAAUAUUCAUGAUACCUCCUCAUGUUAUAUAGACACUUAAAAAAAAUCUUAGUUAGGACUCUGGGACUCAUGGUGGAUGGUUUUCCUCUAAGGCCCUAGAUUGGGACGUAUCUCUUAGACAAGAUGCUGGCACUCUUUUACCAAGGAUAACUGCAGUGACAUGGCCAUGGACUUAUUAAGCAAUAGUAAUGAUGAUGCCAGUUGCCACCAGAGUAUCCAGAGACAGAGAUGAUGUUCUGCAGAGAAUAGAAGAUAAGCAGAAACUAGUUAAUAUAAAUGUAACAGGACAAGUAUAGUUUUAAGUGAUCUGCACAAUUUGCAAUAACACAAUUGAGGGAGUCCCAAAGCAUUUUUAAGCAGACCAUAUUGACAAGCAACUUCAUCUUCCUCUAAGUGUUUAGGAAGCCAUGAAGCUCAACAAUAGUAAAAAAUACUAAAUAAUAUUAAGCAGAAUAACUGAAUGCAGAUGGAAAAACUAAAAUGAAACACCGCAUAUUCUCACUCAUAGGUGGGUGAUGAAAUAUGAGAACACAUGGACACAAAGUGGAGUACUAAACA